AUGCAGUCUCCAGACCAGCAUCAUAAAGUCAAGCAAUUGGUGCAGUGUUUGCUUGCGCUGGACACAAAACUCUCGGAAUCUGUUCUCAACUCAGAUAUGUUCCAAGACAAGAGCGUGGAAGUGGAUAUGCUAGAGUCGAGAAGGAGCAAUGACGGUGAGACUCUGGACACAGAGGUAGUUGCUGAGUCAGACGAAGGAGGCUGUAGUCUACAGCGCAGGCGAGGAUCCAGUGUCCCAAGAAUGACCAUCCGGGACACAGCUAGUACCGCUGAUAUUCAGCCCGCCUGA
Molecule: messenger RNA, 288 nt
Organism: Protopolystoma xenopodis
Lineage: Eukaryota; Metazoa; Platyhelminthes; Monogenea; Polystomatidea; Polystomatidae
Source: the annotation of a GenBank genome assembly